CUCAAUGGAAAAUCAAGACAUCCCCUUAUCGCCUUUCCCGAGUGGUCUGCCCCUCGCCAGACUACCCAUCCUCUAAGAUGUCCCAGUCCACUGUUACUGAAGAGGGAGGCACCUUUGAACACCUGUGGAGCUCCCUAGAGCCAGACAGUACAUAUUUUGAGCUCCCCCCAGGCAGCCAGCCAGGUGAACAACCAGUGCCGUCUACCAGCAACCCAGGGAACCACCACAGCACUGCAGAGGUCUCCAUGGAUGUCUAUCAUAUGAGAGACAUGAACGAGAAUGUUAUGUCCCAGUACAACUUGCUGAGCAGCAGCAUGGAGAGUCUGGGGAGCCGUGCGACAUCCACCAGCCCCUACAGCUCCGAAAACGCCUCUUCGUCGGCCGUGCCCACCCCCUCACCUUACUCCCAGCCCAACUCCACCUUUGAGGGCUUGUCGCCUGCCCCUGCCAUCCCUUCUAACACCGAUUACCCUGGGCCACAUGCCUUCCAGGUGUCCUUCCAGCAGUCCAGCACAGCCAAGUCAGCCACAUGGACCUACUCUCCCUUGCUGAAGAAGCUCUACUGUCAGAUUGCCAAAACCUGUCCAAUCCAGAUCAAGCUAUCCUCCUCUCCUCCGCAUGGCAGCAUCAUCAGAGCCAUGCCCGUCUAUAAGAAGGCGGAGCACGUGACUGAAGUGGUCAAACGAUGCCCCAACCACGAACUAGGACGAGACUUCAAUGAUGGUCAAGCAGCUCCGGCCAGUCACCUGAUCAGAGUGGAGGGAAAUAACCUCUGCCAGUAUGUGGAUGAUCCUGUUACUGGCAGGCAGAGUGUCAUCGUCCCCUAUGAGGCUCCACAGGUAGGGACUGAGUUUACCACCAUCCUAUAUAAUUUUAUGUGCAACAGCAGCUGUGUGGGCGGCAUGAACAGGAGACCUAUCCUCAUUAUCAUCACUUUGGAAACCAGGGACGGUCAAGUGUUGGGCAGAAGGUCAUUUGAAGGUCGGAUAUGUGCAUGUCCGGGCAGAGACCGCAAAGCUGAUGAGGACCACUUCAGGGAACAGCAGGCCCUGAAUGAGAGUGUGGCCAAAAAUGGAAGUGCUAACAAGCGCAAUUUUAAACAGAGUCCAACAAACAUUCCCAGUCCAAACAUUAACAUGAGGAAGAGGCGGCAUGGAGAAGAGGAGGUUUACUAUAUUCCUGUUCGUGGUCGUGAGAACUUUGAGUUGCUGAUGAAGAUUAAAGACAGCUUGGAGCUGGUGGAGCUCGUGCCACAGCAACUGGUGGACUCCUACAGACAACAAGCACAGCAGCAGCUGCUGCAGAGACCGAGCCACGUGGCAUCACCCUCCUCCUAUUCUCCACUGUCCAACAUGAACAAGCUGCAUUCCCACGGAGGCCUCAGCAAGCCACCCUCAGUCAACCAGCUCGCAGGACAGCAGCCCCAGCAACACCACACUGCCCCCUCUUCCAUGGCUCAUAUGGGUCCAAACAUGCUCAACAGCAACCACAUGCAGGCAAAUGGAGAAAUGAACGGUGGCCACAACAGUCAGAAUAUAGUGUCUGCUUCUCACUGCAGCCCGCCCCCUCCGUAUAACCCUGACCCCAGCCUUGUCAGCUUUCUCACCAGUCUGGGCUGUCAGAACUUCAUUGAGUACUUCACUUCCCAAGGCCUCCAGUCUAUCUACCAUCUCCAAACUCUCUCCAUGGAGGAUUUGGGUGCGCUAAAGAUACCAGAACAGUCCCGCCUCAUCAUCUGGCGAGGUCUGCAGGACAUGAAACAAGGCGCUCCCCUGCAGCUGCCUGCUUCUUCUCAUCAUCAUGACUAUCAUGGGCAGCAGCUGCUUCGCUCUAGCAGCAACAUGACUGCCUCUGCGAUGGCGGCCAUUGGGGCUGCAGGUGGGGAACUACAACGCCAGCGGGUCAUGGAAGCUGUGCACUUUCGCGUCCGCCACACCAUCACUAUCCCCAACAGGUCCAGCGUUGUUGGGACAUCAGGCAUGACGGCUGCUGAUGAGUGGGCUGACUUUGGUUUUGACAUGCCUGACUGCAAGGUGUCACGGAGCAAGCACUCCAUCAAGGAGGAAUUCAUGGAAAGUGACAUUCACUGA
This is a messenger RNA of Pelmatolapia mariae (spotted tilapia), 2090 nucleotides long. It is a transcript of the gene tp73, whose product is annotated as tumor protein p73. The transcript has 14 exons. Gene Ontology annotation, molecular function: DNA-binding transcription factor activity, RNA polymerase II-specific; protein binding; RNA polymerase II cis-regulatory region sequence-specific DNA binding. Gene Ontology annotation, cellular component: nucleus. NCBI's taxonomy places the organism in Eukaryota, Metazoa, Chordata, Actinopteri, Cichliformes, Cichlidae. Gene Ontology annotation, biological process: protein tetramerization; regulation of transcription by RNA polymerase II; apoptotic process. The record is from RefSeq and is a predicted model, not a curated record. The coding region runs from base 78 to 2090 and encodes 670 amino acids.